AUGGAGGACAAACGCAACAUCCCCAUCAUCGAGUGGGAGCACUUGGACAAAAGGAAGUUCUACGUGUUUGGGAUCUGCAUGACGAUGAUGAUCCGGGUGAGCGUUUACCCCUUCACCCUCAUCCGCACCCGCUUACAGGUUCAGAAGGGCAAGAGCUUGUACAAAGGGACUUUUGAUGCCUUUGUGAAGAUCCUGCAGACAGAAGGGACCGUUGGGCUCUAUCGUGGCUUCUUGGUCAACACCUUCACCCUCAUCUCGGGCCAGUGCUAUGUGACGACCUAUGAGCUCACCCGCAAGUACGUGUCCCGCUACAACAACAACAAUGCUGUCAAGUCCCUGGUGGCAGGAGGCUCGGCCUCCCUGGUGGCCCAGAGCAUCACGGUGCCCAUCGACGUCGUCUCCCAGCACCUCAUGAUGCAGAGGAAAGGGGAGAGCAUGGGCAGGUUCAAGGUGCGGAACCGGGAUGGGAAACGGCUCUUGGUCUUUGGCCAAACCAAGGACAUCAUUGUACAGAUCUUCAAGGCUGAUGGCUUUAGAGGCUUCUACAGGGGCUACGUGGCCUCACUGCUCACCUACAUCCCCAACAGUGCGGUCUGGUGGCCCUUCUACCACUUCUAUGCUGAACAACUUUCUAGCCUGACUCCUAAAGACUGUCCACAUCUCCUCCUUCAAGCUAUAUCGGGGCCACUUGCAGCUGCAACAGCUUCAACGCUCACCAACCCCAUGGAUGUGAUCAGGGCUCGGGUGCAGGUGGAAGGCAAGAGCUCCAUCGUCCUCACGUUCAAACAGCUGAUGGCAGAGGAGGGCCCCUGGGGCCUCACAAAGGGCCUCUCUGCCCGUAUCAUCUCAGCCACUCCUUCCACCAUCGUCAUCGUGGUGGGCUACGAAACGCUGAAGAAGCUGAGCCUCCGCCCAGAGCUCGUGGACUCAAGACACUGGUAG
Messenger RNA from Nestor notabilis (Kea), 942 nucleotides. It is a transcript of the gene SLC25A44, whose product is annotated as solute carrier family 25, member 44. Gene Ontology annotation, molecular function: branched-chain amino acid transmembrane transporter activity. The coding region runs from base 1 to 942 and encodes 313 amino acids. The record is from RefSeq and is a predicted model, not a curated record. NCBI's taxonomy places the organism in Eukaryota, Metazoa, Chordata, Aves, Psittaciformes, Psittacidae. The transcript is spliced from 3 exons. Gene Ontology annotation, cellular component: mitochondrion. Gene Ontology annotation, biological process: branched-chain amino acid catabolic process.